Molecule: messenger RNA, 774 nt
Organism: Metarhizium robertsii ARSEF 23
Lineage: Eukaryota; Fungi; Ascomycota; Sordariomycetes; Hypocreales; Clavicipitaceae
Exons: 1
Coding region: 1-774 (257 amino acids)
Source: RefSeq, a predicted model, not a curated record
AUGGUGCUCCACAAUUACGUUUACCGCCGAUGGUUUCGUCCAUACCAGAGCGAGAUCGAUCAUAUGCGAUUUAUUUGCAAGCCUAUAGAGCCACGCGACCUCCCCGAGGAAAGUGUGCCUUCUCGAUCUACUAUCACCACCCUUAUUUCUUUGAAUAAAGCCAUAUGCGAUAAAACAGAAAGGCGACGCCAUGUCUAUAGGCUAAUACGCCAUAGGGCGAGACGGGAUGGAGUCGACUAUAAGAAUCAUAUUCUGCAGCCACUGUUCCGCGCACUGCUCGUCAUCAUCUGUUCAAAGGGGUAUAAUAAAGAGGAUUCUAAGCAUAUAGGCCCACUUCCCGUCGUCUUGGUAUCUACGGGGAUAGAAGAUGGCCUCAGCGCACCUAUUAAAUUUGACUCUAUCAAGGACAAGAUUCUUGGCUAUGUGGAAGGGAUGAAUAGAAAGGCCGUGGAAACUACAUUGGAGGUAGCUGUUGAUUUUGUUAUGGGCCUAGAGGCUAGAGAAGUUGAAGUGUUUGGCCUCCAACCUGAUCCAGUAUUGGUAUGGCGGGCACACCCCAGUGUUAUCGAGAUGUGGGAGAAACUCGAAGGAGACCAACCAUUAUUUGGGCCUAGCUCUUGGUACAUGGAUGUAAAGAAGUGGACAUCGUGGCAAGGGACGGGAGAGCAGAAUGACAGGUGGAUCAUGGAUCAAUAUGAGAAAUGGGCGUUCAGGAAUCACGAUAGAUGGGAGGCAAGAAAGGCAGCUCGCUUGGAGGAAUCGAAAGGUUUAUAG